Molecule: messenger RNA, 1309 nt
Organism: Phialemonium atrogriseum
Lineage: Eukaryota; Fungi; Ascomycota; Sordariomycetes; Cephalothecales; Cephalothecaceae
Product: histidine phosphatase superfamily
Exons: 3
Coding region: 130-1026 (298 amino acids)
Biological process (GO): regulation of pentose-phosphate shunt; negative regulation of glycolytic process
Cellular component (GO): cytosol
Molecular function (GO): fructose-2,6-bisphosphate 2-phosphatase activity
Source: RefSeq, a predicted model, not a curated record
CACCACAGCUCUGAAGCAGAACGCGGACAUGCGUCAUUAGCCGCCUCUUCUGCCAGAAUGCUGUUGCCCACAUGACCUGCAGCCUGCAGUCUCCCCCUGCAACAGCCAAUCCCCUGAAUUUCCCUCCCAAUGCACCUCUUCCUCAUCCGUCACGGCGAGUCCGUCGACAACGUCGCGGGCCUCUAUGCAGGCUCGCGCGACUCGCCGCUCACCGCCCACGGCGUCCUCCAAGCCCGCCGGCUCGGCGCCCACCUCGCCGCACGCUCCGCCGCGACUGGUCCGAUCCUGCACAUAUUCGCGUCGGACCUGCAGCGCGCCGCCGACACCGCGCAGGCCGUCGUCGAUGCCCAAUUGACCGCGUCGGCGGAGGAGCAUCGUGCCCCAUUGGCUGUGGUCAGGCUACCGGACCUGCGGGAGCGCAACUUCGGGUCCUUGGAAGGGGUGAAGUACGGCCCCCGAUCAGUGUCGGGGUCAGCCAGUAAUGCCCACGCGGAUGCCGAGACGCGUGCGGAGAUGCAGGUCCGAGUGGACCGCUUCAUCGAGCUCCAUCUGGUCCCGCUGUUUAUAGACGUGGAGUCGACUUCGCUCAGCGCAUCUGCAUCUGGAUCCGUGGUCGUCGUCGCCCACGGCAUCAUCUUGAACGUCCUGCUGAGAUCUCUCCUCUCGAGGUUUGCCCCGUCCGAGCUAGCGCGGCUGAUUCACCCCGGGCUCGGAAACAUGGGCCACCUAGCCUCGUGGAGUAACACCGGGUGCCUUGAGGCGGUGGUCCGCUCCGACGCCGCUGUGCGCCCGCCGACUGGAGUGGCUAGCAUGGGUGCUGUGGUGGGUUCGGGGAAUUCUGCUGUGGCGGUCACCGCGGUGUCUCGCCCGGAACCAAGGAUCCAUUUGACUGUUACGGCAGUCAACAACGUGGAGCACCUCCAAGGUCUGAAGAAGACCCGGGGAGGCAUUGGCAGUGCCAAGUUUGACAGCAAUCAAAAGACGAUGGACUCGUUCUUCAAGCCGACUGGCAAGGAGCGGGUUUGAUGCAAUGCCGACACCACUUGUUCGGGGCUGUGUGCAUGGUCCACUCGAGUAUAGUGUUAUAUGAGGAUGACCCUCCGGUCCUCGUCAUCCUUAUCACGCCACUCAGGUGGCCGACGCAGAUAGACAAACAUAUACGGUGUCCCUCCUUGACAUCUCGGUAUCCCGAGGUAUUCGAAGGAGAGCCUAGCUGCCGAAGCUGCCGACUUGUUCAGUCAUGGGGAGGGAGAGAAUGCUUAUCUAGACUCGAUAAUGCUUAAUAUAAACCAACAACGUGCUCAUACAA